AUGCUCCCGAAGCUCAACACCACGACCUCACAAACUCAAACAAUGGAAUCUCCAUCAACGCCAUACCCAAUGCCUCCGGGCUUACACGCUAUCCCAACAGAACAAUUAGAUCUCCGUCCAGACUCAGAAAUCGACCAUGACAUCCUGCACCCCAAACCCAUCACCAGCUCCAAGAACAUCUUCUUCUUCUGGCACACGGGCUACCCAUCCAUGCACCUCUACACUCAACGCACGGUCCGAGCCUGGCACCGCCGAUUCUCAAAAGCUGGAUGGAGUAUCUACGUGAUAGACAGACAGCCCGGCUCUCCACGCAACAUCGACAGAUUUCUUGAUGUCCAUGAUGCCAAGCUAUUCCCGCAAGCUUUCGCAGAUGGGACGUUGACCGGCACGUACGCGGUUCAGCAUACGAGCGAUCUUGUUCGCUUGCCGCUGCUGUUGACUUAUGGUGGUGUGUAUACGGAUGUCGGAUUCAUGCAAAUUGGCGAUUUGGAUACCCUUUGGAACAAGACUGUCGGUGAUUCGUCGUCACCCUAUGAACUCCUUUCGUACCAUGGCGGAAGUGCAGACGAGUACAGUCUUACGAAUUACUUUCUAUGUUGCGAGCGAGGCAACCCGCUUUUUGAACGUGCGCAUCGAUUGCUGUUGAAGCUGUGGGAGGGGAGGACGAGUACGGAGGGGAUGCAUGCGAGCCCACUAUUGAAGGGAGUGCCGUUGAUGGGUGGAAGUUUUUCGAUUGAUGAUGAGCAGGGGAAACACGAUGCGGAGGAGUCGAGUCGGAUGUUGACGGAUUAUAUCAUCCAAGGCCAAGCCAUUUCGAUGGUAAUGGGAUUGGUGGAUGAAGAUGAAGGCUGGAACGGUCCUGAAUAUGUGAGGGAUCAUGUCUACGCCAUCGAAUUUAUGGUAGGAGCGCAACUCAUCAAUGAUCUGACCAAAUGGGAUGGGAGGAAAGCGUUUGAUCUGAUGAGCUUGAAGCUCCCAGAGGCUGGAGAGGAAGAAAGUGAUGAGCAAGCGGUGGCUCGGGAUAUUGUAGAGCAGUGUUUGACGAGGAGCUACGGAUUUAAGCUUGCGCAUGGCAUGAUCCUUAGAGUUUACCAAGAUACUUUGGGGAGUCUGUGGAGGAAGAAUGACGGAAGUGAUGUGGUGAUCGGUACAUAUGCACACUGGUUGAGGUACGCCAUGGUUUAUUGGUGUCCAGAUAAGCUGCCAGGGAGGGAACAGUUUACAGUUUCGAAGCCGAUCAAGGUCGGACCACUUUUGAAAGGAGCUUAG
This is a messenger RNA of Cadophora gregata, 1269 nucleotides long. RefSeq lists its product as uncharacterized. Gene Ontology annotation, molecular function: glycosyltransferase activity. The transcript has a single exon. NCBI's taxonomy places the organism in Eukaryota, Fungi, Ascomycota, Leotiomycetes, Helotiales, Ploettnerulaceae. Bases 1 to 1269 code for a protein of 422 amino acids. The record is from RefSeq and is a predicted model, not a curated record.